Rhodamnia argentea is the source of this 1364-nucleotide messenger RNA. Its product is annotated as glutathione transferase GST 23-like. The transcript is spliced from 2 exons. Gene Ontology annotation, biological process: glutathione metabolic process. Gene Ontology annotation, molecular function: glutathione transferase activity. The record is from RefSeq and is a predicted model, not a curated record. The coding region runs from base 352 to 1029 and encodes 225 amino acids. NCBI's taxonomy places the organism in Eukaryota, Viridiplantae, Streptophyta, Magnoliopsida, Myrtales, Myrtaceae. Gene Ontology annotation, cellular component: cytoplasm.
GAGAAUCUUUCUGCUGUUGCUAGAGAUUGUGAUGAUCUCAAAUUGAUCGCGAAGUGGAAGAGCAACCUGGCCACGUUACGCAACAUACUUUAGAUUUUUCGACGCAGCAGCCAUCCGUGGACGAGAAAAGCAAGACUUGACUCGACCCACCUAACUGGGCCAUCUAAAUAUCAAUCAAGCAAGCAGUUUUCACGGCCGUCCUCUUCCCGAGCACUAAAGAUUCCAUGACUUUUCAUGGCAUAUUUUUCCACUUACAUUUGCCUGCGGAAUGGUCAAAACAGAGCUUGAUCAUGCAACCCCCGCGUGAAUAAAAGGGUCUGUGUCAGCAUUUGCCUUUGGCAGGAACCAACAAUGGCUGAUGGAGGAGAGGUGAAGUUGCUCGGGUUCUGGGGGAGCCCGUAUGCACUGCGAGUGAUAUGGGCGUUGAAGCUGAAACAAGUCCCCUAUGACUACUUGGAAGAGGAUCUCCUCAGCAAGAAGAGCUCGCUGCUGUUGCAGUACAAUCCGGUCCACAAGAAGGUCCCCAUUCUCGUCCACCGCGGGAAGCCGAUCGCGGAGUCCCUCGUGAUACUCGAAUACAUCGAUGAGAUGUGGAAGCAGAGCCCUCUCCUUCUUCAGGACCCCUCCGAGCGAGCCAGAGCACGAUUCUGGUCCAAAUUCACGGACGAGAAGUGUGCGCCGGCUAUUAAAGCCGUGUCCUGCAGCCAAGGCGAGGAGCAACAGAAGGCCGUGUUAGAAGCUCAAGAGAGCCUCAAGACCCUGGAGAGCGGACUAGAGGGGAAGCUGUUCUUUGGAGGUGAGACGAUCAACUUUGCAGACGUUGCCACAGGCUGGAUUGGUUGUUGGGCUCGAAUCGUCGAGGAAAUCACCGGCACCAGUCUCAUUGAUGCUGAGAACAUGCCUUCACUCGAUGCUUGGUCCAAGAGGUUUCUGGAGCUACCCAUCAUCAAGCAGUGCGUGCCCCCCUGGGAUAAACUGAUAGAGCUCAACUCCGGGUUCGUCAAGAUGUACCUCGCUUCAUCUAAAUGAUCUUUCCUCGCUACCAUUUCCAAGUUCUUUAGGACUGCCUUAAAGGGACUGCAGACGAUUGUGUGGUAUCUCCAGCUCAUGAUAAUAAAGCAUGAUCUGAUUAUAAAGUUUUAGUGUAGGCUUGCGUUAUGUUGCUCUGCAGAGCAGCUUGUAUUGACAAUACAUAGAGAGAAUGUUUGCUCAUGCAUGUUGAAGCUCCCCAUUCAAAAUCCAGGUACAUACAGUGAUGAAGUUCUUGUGCCGAUGAAUUUCCAUGCUACAGAAAUUGACAGAUGAUAGAAGUGUUGUCACACAGGCAACUGAAACUUCAGACUCUCCUCUGACAUGAUAUUUCA